GCUAGCCGUUGGGCUAGGAUGGCUAAAUUCUCGUACUACCGAUUGAGGGGCGAUCGAAAGUUUACAAUAAGCAGAUUCACUAACACCAUUGCUGGUACAAGUCUCAAGCUGCAUAAAAAAUGGGUUCAAGAAUACGGGACUCGCCGUCGAAAAUAAUUGAAUGCUUCUGCGAAGUUGUUAUACCGAGGAAUGGCAACGAAAGUGCAUGGAUUGUGCAGAAAUUUCCGGAUUCUUAUAACAAUGACGAGGUGUUAAAAUCUGUACCAGAGUUUGCCUACCCUUGUGAAUUUACCAGUACUGCAGUGCAGCACUUCAGCUUUGUGUUGACGAGCAUCGACAGCAAAUGGACGUUCGGCUAUUGUCGUCAUGCUCCCAACUCUCAAACCUGCUUUGUGCUUCUAAGCUACUUGCCCUGGCAUGAAACAUUCUACAAGGUGCUCAACCAGAUCGCAGAACUAGCCAACAAAGAAGAUUCUAGUCUGAUGGGUCACUUCUUGGAAUCUCUCUAUAACACACCGGUUCCCGAACCUGGGUUUCAGCUAAAGGUUGUGUACGACACGGAUAAAAAUCCAUUUCAGUGUGCCUGUUCAGAUCAUACAAAGUUGCCAAGCAUUCCUGAAAAUAGAAAUCUGACGGAAUACUUCAACGCGGUUGAUGCAACAAAUAUGAUUGUGUUGUUUGCAAGCAUGCUACAUGAGCGAAGAAUUUUGAUCACCUCAAGACGCCUCAGCAGGCUAAGUGCCUGUGUUCAGGCAGCGAAUGCUCUUAUUUAUCCCAUGGAGUGGCAGCACAUAUAUAUCCCUGUUCUUCCCAAUCAUCUUCUUGAUUACCUCAGUGCUCCAAUGCCAUUUCUUAUUGGUGUUCCUGCAGUUACACUAGCAAGGGUGUCUAAAACUGAGCUCGGUGAAGUGGUUAUCCUGGAUGUUGACAACAACAAGGUUGAAACCCCCUUCAAGGAUGUGGAAACACUUCCAAGUGAAAUUGUGAUGCCACUGAAGCGCAGUCUGCGCACACAUCACCAGACACUGGGUGAUGGUGUGUCACAGGCAUUCCUUCGUGCACUAGUGGCCCUGAUGGGUGGCUACCGGGAAGCCGUUCGCAUGGAGGUGGGCCAGCGAAUUACGUUUGACCCUGACCGCUUCCUGCAGUCACGUCCUGCCAGCCUUCGACCCUUUUUAGAACGCAUGCUGCAGCUCCAGAUUUUUCAUCAGUUUAUUGAAGGCAGAUUGCAGAUUCUCAACUCCUGUGAGGUCCACAACGACAUAUUUGAGCUGGAGGUGAACAUGUUUGAUGACAGCUCCAACAAGCAGUUUAAGCAGCAUUACAAGUACUGGUUGGCAAACAUGAAGAAAGAAGGUGGUGCAUUGCUGAAGUCCAUGAAGAGCAAGGCGAACCCAGCUGUCCGCAAUGCCUACAAGAAUGUUAAAGACAAGGGCAGGAAAGCCUACACAAAUAUUCAAGGAAAGAUUGCUAACAUGCAAAAGGGUACCCAGGAUGACAUGGCAUUGUCUAGGAGAGAUAGCAGUCAGCCCUGGAGUGCUCCAGCCAGUCCAACAAUGGGACGCGUGAGACCUGCUACAACAUUUCAACCCAUGCAUCGUAACACCACAGGCCUGGUUUCUCCACUGAAAACGUCGGCCUUAGAGACAAGUGCUAGGACACCUGUCAAGAGUCCCACUGAACCGAGCCUUGAUGUGGUAGCUGAACUGUCGGAGGACACUGGUUCUAGUGGCUCGUUCCAGCGCAUUGACAUGGACCUCAUGGGAGACUUGCAAGAGAUUUUCAGCCGUUGCAGCACCACGAACCUGCAGGUCCAGCCGAGCCAAGUGAACCAGUUCGUCUCACCACAGGCACCACCAGAAAAACAGGCAUUCAGUGACCCAUCACUGCAUAAAGUGCCUUUGGCCCCACCUCCAAGAAAAGCAGCAAGGAACACCAGCCGACCUUCACCAUCUUCAGAUGCACCACUGAUUCGUCUGGAUUCCCAGGAGAAUGAUGAUGAAAUUGCCAACCACCAACCUCCAGCGCCUGCUAAAGGAGUUUCUGUGUUGCCACCGCUUCCGGCACAUCUGGUGCACACAACUAAGCCAGCAGUACAAGCAGUACAACCAGGAAGGCAGACGGUGCAGCCACUGGUAUCUGCAGUACAGCCAGCAAUCCCGAUGAUACCACCAAGGGGGCAGGCAGCUUCAAAUCAGUUGCCAUUGGCUGCAAAUGCUGCUGCAUUUGCAACUCAUUCAUAUGCUCCAUCACCCUAUUCAAAUCUGCAGAGACGAUUCCAAGCUGUACCUUACAUGGGAGCUCCACACCCAUCUUUUGCAACAAACCCAUUUCUUCGUAUGCCUUGGACUCCACCAGUGACACCACCAGUGACACCACCAGUCACAUCACGUCCUCCCAUGGUUCCAGUUUCACAGCCAGCACCAUCUCCGGUGUUCCCCAAACAGCAGGACCCUUUUGCUGACCUCAUUGACCUUUGACUGUGCUAAUUGUGAGGAGGCACUAUGGCCAUACAAAUGCUUCAACGCUUCCUAUUUAUUUUCGUUUAAAUGACAUAGGCAUAAAUACUUGUGUAAAUAUUAGCCUCCGAGAGGAAGAACUUGGAAAGUGUGGAGGACUGAGGUAUGAGGGGUAGGCAUCAACAUGUGGAGCUUUUAAUUUUUGAGUGUCAUGCAGUGAUAUAGCGUGACGAGUUUAUCAAGUUCUUGUUACUCAGAGUGGGCUCUCUACACGGAUACUGGGCAGACACUUUGUAAAGAGUUGAAAAUGUGUGUGUGUGUGGGUGUUUUCCCCUAUCUUUGUAUGUACAGCUUUUAUCUUGGUAUAAUCCCUAGAAAAUAUGGCCUUCAGUGCUGUCACUUAGUUGACAUCUGCUUUUGCAAUGGUAUUGCCAGUAAAAGUUCUGUGAUAAUCUGAUGCAGUGUUCAUCGUAGAAUUUGCCAACACUAUGCUUAGCACAAGCAUAGGCGCUUCACUUAGUCUUGAUUUUAGAAAGCAGUGCAAGCUACUUGGUAGGGGAAAGAAAGGCUUGAAAAUAAAAUGCAAGUGUUCACAAAUAUGUAGAGUGAAAGUCACAAGAAAAAACACUAUUAAAUUUUAGAAUAUCAUUGUUUUGUUUGAAACUCAAUCUAAUGCAAAGUAAAAGAAAACACACGCAUAUGGAUGAAAAAGUAAUGUUAGAGACUGCAUAGGAAUGUGCAUACUUUUAUGCCAUGCUUUGAGAUAUCUAGUUUGGGCAAAAGAUUUUAAUGUAGAUUCAAUGCAUAUAUUUUCUGUGGAUUGUGUGACUGCAGAAAAAUGGGCCUAGAUAACUCCAUAAUAGUUACUCAGCGAAAAGGUAGCUUUCUUUAGAGCAGAAUUUAUGCUGUAUCAAACAAACAGUAUUCUUUUGCUCAUUGUAACUUGUGUAUUGGUUGGUAAUUGCUACAAGACUACAAAGCAUAUUGCUUGUAAUGUGAGAAGUGUAUGAUUGCCCAAUGCCUCUCAAAUUUUGAUCGUGAUAAUACCGACCAGUUUAGUUAUAACAAGUGUAUUUUUGUAAAUUUCCUUGGUGCCCAUGGGCUGCACUUAACAAGCCUAGUAUCACUUUGUACUUGUAUGGUCCUUGAGAGAGAGAGAGAAAAAAAAACCUCUACAAAUACUACUUUUAAAUAAAAAAGUUCAAGGGCUGGCCGCAGUAGGAUAUAGUCAUGAAUUAUUCGGGAAUUCACUAUGCACUUAGCACCAGGCAGAUGUGCACUUGCUGUUCUGUAGUUAUGUGCACACAGAUUUACAGUGUAGCUGGGCAAUAAAAGAAGUGGCAAGGCAGUAGCAGUGAGCCAAAACAUUUUUCUCAUGUGCACCUGUUGAAUCAUGGCCAAGUCCUAAAGACUAGGCUUUCUAUGAUUGUGAGAAAAGCUGGGGCCUCAAUUACUACUCCCAGCACAUAAUGAUAUCGAAGUUAACAAAUCUUCCAGACUACUAGAAGGCUUCCUGGAGAGGCAGAGAAGCGGGUAGGAGGAAGGGUACAUGAAGGGUAUACCAAGGUGCAGUGUUCAGGAAUUAAACUACUUUGUGGCUUGGCUUCAGUGUUUAGCUUUUCCUUCUGUACACAAUGUCAUUGGCACAGAUAGAGGGUUCAGGAGAGUUGGGGUUGGGGGACUCACUAAAAAGAGCAUCAUUUGCGGGUGUAAGCAUUGCAUUUAUUUCCAUUGUAGUGCAAGAUAACAUGAUUGCAUGACUGACUGGUGGAAUGGUCUCUCAGCUCCCUCUUUUGUCGUAAACAGGCAGGCACCUAUGCUUUCUCAGUGCCAGCAGCCUAAUUGCAGCCUUGUGUUGUACAUGUAUUGUUUACAAUGUAGCAGAGUUGCAUUGCAUGUUUCCUGGGAGCAUUCGGUGCUACUGCCUCCAUUCUGAUGCACUGUAGAUGCAGGCUGGCCCUACAGGUGCCAAGCCAGGCACAGCAGAGGGACAAAACACAGUGCCAUUGGGACAGUGGUACUGCAGCCGUAAAAGUGAUACCAUGUGCCACCUUAAUUUGCACAUCUUGUCACUUUAGCCAUGACCACCUUCGUGGUUCAUACACGAAAUGUGCUGUUUUGCUUACACUUAUCUGUUGUGCAGCAACCAUCUGCUGCAUUUGAGAAGCCAGUGAGAGCUCUAACAUAACCUUGUGCAACUCUUACAAUUUAUUUUACAGUGUAUGCUGUGGCCCAUCCUUGAUUUUUUUUUUUUUUUUUUUAACUGCAGCAGUGUAUCAUUAAUAAAUGGGAUUACACUCAAAUGUGUAAGCAUGGCCCACAUAGCUGCCAGUGCCGCAGUGUGUUGCUGUUGGGUCUAAGUAAUCAGCAGAAGCGUGCGUGUGCAGCUAUCAACAGCAAAUGUAAUGGCUCACUUCUCCAGGUGCUAUGUUGCAGCUGCAGCCAUUACAUCCACUUUAGCAUGCAGGCUUGGUGUGCAGUUCUGUACCCACUGGCCAUUGCUCUAUGGUGCUGGCUGCAAUGUAAUCCACAUGAACAUUUGGGUUGAGUCUGACAGCAGAAGUAUGAAGAAAUCAGUUGAGAGCCAUGUCAGGAUAUGCAGUGUUGAAUCUUUGAGAAAAUGCAACCAAUUUGAAGUUCACAGGUGGAACUAUAUUUGCUCAAAGCCAUGCGAGAUCUUUUCACUUUGAGCUUUCAUAAUGAGACAAUAUACCAUGGGUUUCUGUGACAACUGUCUCAUUUUAUGAAAAAUAGGGAAUUCAAGAUAAUUCUUGCUGGCUAAUCUUUGUACCAGUGGAGGAUGUCACAAUGUUCACAAUAAUCACCAGUAUGAUUACUAACAAUGUUUCCCUAUUAUCUUUUUAAUUAUUGACUGUAGAGGGCAUGUUAUAAAUACAGCAUUGAAGUCAGUCAGUACUUACCAUCAAGGCAUAACCAUUUGCUGGAAACCUUGUAUUUCUCAAAACUGGUUCUAAGCACUGGCUCAAAAUAUGCUGUGAAAUGCCCUGCUGUUCCAGCUAAGUUUUUCAUACUGCAAUUUUCCACAGUGUGGAAGCAUAUUAACUGCAACAGCAGUGCAGAUUUUGAGUACUUAUCAAAACUGGUGCCAAGGUAGAGAGUUUCUGGCAGAAGGGUAAUGUAAAACUUAAUUGAAGAAACUUUUUUAAUUAUUUAUAAUAUUGGUAAUCGUCACAUUUAUUAUGAUAUUUGGUGCUGUAUAAAGCUUUGUAAAUAAAAUUAUCAUUAAAAAAAAACUUGUUGCUGAGCUAGUUGGUUCAUGACUUAAAAACAAAAGUUACGGCGCUAAGCAGACAAUGACGAAGUGGGACACAGCCGCCCAUAUCCCGUACAUGGCACCCGUAUAUGUUGUUUGUGACUCACUUCGUCCUUGCCUGCUUAUAGCUGUAACCUUUGCUUUUAAGAAAAGUAUAAUUUUGUCACGAAUUCCCUGUUUUUAAUAAUCUGGGACCAUGCCUGCAUAAACAUGCAGUAUGUAACUUCUAAGGGUUGUUUUGCUACCUCUGCAAGUUUACAAGUCACAAGUGAAAUUUAUGAGCCGGACAGUAAGAAUGCAGUCAUGGUGGUGCAAUAGUGUAACUACAACGUAUGCCAGUGCCACAUUUGUGCUUGAGUCAUCUUGUGGCCAUUGCUUAUUUACCAUAAUUCUAUCACCAUUUCAGAGUUGUCUCAACAGUGAUAUGGAAACAAGCUGUUGAUGAAGGAGCUUAAGUUCAUUAAUGGUGUCAUGAAAAGAGGUUCUUCGCUGUACUAGUGAGUUCAUGCUGGUAGCCUCCCCAACGCUCUGUGCUAGUGAAUAGCAUAGCAUCAGUGGCAUGGUCAGCAUGGCCGACUAAGUUGGCAGAGCUGGGGUUCACUUAAAAAUGGGCAGACACUCUGGCAUGUCAUUUAAAAUGCAAGACAAUGAAGUGUUUGAAAAUUUCAUUUACGGAAUAUUUUGAAUGGUAAAAUUUCAGUAACUUUCAAAGCCUGACCUCUGAAAUCAAGUUUAAGUUUUCUUUCUUUGUCACAGUGGCCUUGUUUUAGAAGGCUACAUGUGGUUGUUGUGAAAGUGCGUGCAAGGAAAGUUUUAGUUAUCUGCUGUAGAGUUGGGAAGAUUAGUCCUUGGUUGCAACUAGACACGGAGUGAGAAAUCUGGGUGAGACUGCUGUGUAUAGAAUACUAUGAAAUAUUUUUAAGAAUCUGUUGAUUUCAGUGAGCAGUCUUUUCCAUAUUUAUCACCCUCUUUAUCUCCAGCCAACCAGCACAACUUGCGUGAAAUUUGUGUCUUGUGUAUAUUGCGAAAACUGUAGCACAAAAUAUUUCCGUUCUGGUUUGAGUGUUCAUUAUGCACGGCCCAACAUGAUGUGUGCCAAGCAAAGGUCGUAUUCUCCUUGUAGAUAUGAUAGAAUGCGACUGUUGAAUAUUUCUCAGAAAGUUGGCUCUAGUGAAGUAUAUCGGAGCUGUAGUUCACUGUAGUUAACAGUACAAAGCAAAACGCUUGCCAGCAUUGCUAUCUGCAGCAGUAGCUGUGGGUUUAACUGUCAUGCAUUCAUCAACAUUGUGCGACAUUGUUCUUUAAGCAGCAUACUUGUUUUUUGUGCAGUAUAUUUGAACCUUAAGCAGCUUAUCUGCAUGCUUUAUGUACAUUGCAUGCAAGGAUGUUGGAUGGCACACACAGGCGACAGUGUGAAUAUGUUGCUAAAACAUGUAGCCUUUUGUGUGUUGCAUAAUCUGAUUUUCGCGACUGGAAGCUGUCGUUUGCUCCAAUCGAAAAACUUCAGUGAGAUAUAGUAUUGAGCAUCAGGUAUCGCGCGAGUAAGACGUGACAAAAGGGCCACUGGCUUUGUAAUUUGUACUUUGGGAAAAAGAAAUUUCACUGCUGUUUUUGCCUAUCAUAGUUAUGGACACUGUCAUGGGGAGGGACAGAGGCGGUUGAUAAUAUCCAAGUUACAGUGAUGGUGAAAAAAAAAAUGAUGCAGUGUAAGUGUGUAGGUGCAUGCCUUGUUUGUUUAUUUAAUGCAAAUGCUAACCACACUCGCAGCUUUCUAGCAUCAUCAAAUAAUUUUUUCUUCAAAGGGAGGGGUGUACAUUUUCAGGUAUGUUGCACAAAUUUGGUUUAAGGAUUCAUGAAUCUUUUACUCUUGCCAUUUCAAAAUUAGUUUCUUUAUUCUCACUUGACUCCUAGAUCAGAGUGUGACUUCACACGUUUGUAUUACAUAGCUAUAGUAAUUAAUAGCAUGUGCAAGUGCAACUACUACUCAAAGUUCAUGAGACACUUAAAGACUGUUCUGUCCACAGUAGCUGCAGCUAGAUAAAAUAGCAGUUGUGUAGAAUAAGUAUUUUUGUAAUUUUAUGUCUAAAUCAUCAAAUAUGUAGUUGCAACAUAAAUUGUGCUUAGGACAUCUUACAGAUCACCUAUUAAUGUUUUAUUUCUACCGAUUGGUAUGGCUGGGUCUCUUAUCAUGCAUGCAAGCUGAUAUUCAUGGAGUGAUUUAGUUCUUGCUACUGAAACACUGAAAAAAUAACGAUGCUGUGACCCCCCCCCCCCCCCGCCUUUCUUUUCUAGUUGUUGCAGCUAGGCUUUUAGUGUUUAGCAACUACGGCAUCUGUAAAAAUGCCUUGCAACAGAUCACUGUGUGCUGCUGUCCUUUUGCUCAUUCUUAAAACAGGUGGUACUCUAAAUGACUUAAUUUUUAUGGCAUCUUAAUUUUGCAAAUGGUCUGCAAUCCUCAAUAAAUUGGUCUUUCAAACAGUUCUUGGGACUUGCUUGCAGCAUAGUUUCUCUUGAGCACCACAGCCACCUUACUGAUUUUUUUUUUUCUAAUAUUGCCAAUUAUUUCUAAAAAUGGCAAGAAACCAAGCUUGACAGAAAAUGAAGUCAUUUGCAGUAUACUGACACUGAAUCAUUUGGUGCUACUUUGUCACAGAUGUACUUUCUUUUAUACUGUGUUUCAAAGUGAAAGUAAAACGUUUGUGUUCUGCUAUGUAUAUGUGGUACCCCAGUCAGACUGGCAAAUUUAGUGCCACUUCGAAUGCACUGCACAUCACUGAGCAUAAUUUUGGCACCUCAGUGCUACACAGGAAAACAAUGUCAUUUGGAAUUUAUGGCAGCGGAGUUCUAUCGAAAGCAUUUGAAAGGAUCAUUAAUAUUUGGAAAGUAGUUAUUAAUGCUGCUUUUAAUCAUUAUGAAAAAAAACAACAUAAGAAACUGCUUGAACCGCAACACUAUAUAGCCCACCUGGGGAAAUUUCUGAUUUGCUGUACUAAUAAAUGUCAGGCAAGGAUGUGACAGCAGCAGCCACUGCAGUUGAACGUCGUAAGCAUAACGCACUUGUUAGGGUUAAUUGAAACAAACAGUUGGAAUGAUUUACUUGUAUAACAAAUACCAAACUAACAAAACAAAAAAGAAUACCAAUGCUGUGCUAUUUUUGCUCUCUUACAACUGCUGUUGUUGCUGUUGCUCACAACUGCUGUUGCUCUCCAUUAACAUCAAGUGACAAUUGUUCAUAUCGAGACUAAAUUUGCCAUUCUGAGAGGUACAAAUCUGUUUUGCCACAUAUGUAGUCGCUGCAUCACCCUGAAGAGGUGUAGCUUCUAGCCUGUCACAAAUACUCCUCGGAGAAAAAGUGAUGUAUGAUUGUUGAUGUUGUCACUGCUCAUAUGGAAGCAUGGACGUCAGUGAAAUCUAUAAAAAUUUGAAGUGUGUUAGGUGCCACGAGGUCAAAGUAGAAUUUUUGUGCAUUGUUAUUGAUAUUUCUUGGUGGAUUUUGUUCUUAAGGCAGACAUACUAUUUAAGAUUGAGCACGUGGAUCAUUGUAUUUGUUUUUGUCUGCACUGCCAGAGUAAUUUUACCAUUUUGCUGGCAUGUUCAACAUGACCUGAAUGGUGCCCGAAAACAUAUUUACCUUGUUUAGUUAUUUUUGUGAAUAAUAGAAACCAUGCUACUUGAAAAUGUUUAGUUAGCAGAGGUUAUUUAUGACAUGUAUCAUUUUUUAGUGUGUACUUGCAGUGCCUUCUUUGACGGUUAGUUUAAUUUAGAUUCACAUGCAAAAGUUUCAUUUUGCUAACAAUUUUAUGCUACUCUUUAUUUGCACUACACCUUUCUUUUACUCGUAGGACUGUUCAGUGUGUGUGUUGUGUGCUUGCUGCAUAGAAACUGAGCGAAUGGUUAUCAUGCAGAUGGGUUACGUGUACGCUUGAUUUUUUGAAGCCAGAGUGACACUUGAAUGUAUGAUUGUACAUUCCUACUGACGUCAGUGAGAAUUUUUUUUAAUGUAGAGCAUUAAACUAUUAGCAUUCCUGC
Dermacentor andersoni is the source of this 9762-nucleotide messenger RNA. Its product is annotated as DENN domain-containing protein 1A-like. Gene Ontology annotation, biological process: endocytic recycling; endocytosis. The record is from RefSeq and is a predicted model, not a curated record. Gene Ontology annotation, molecular function: guanyl-nucleotide exchange factor activity; phosphatidylinositol phosphate binding. Gene Ontology annotation, cellular component: intracellular membrane-bounded organelle; cytosol. NCBI's taxonomy places the organism in Eukaryota, Metazoa, Arthropoda, Arachnida, Ixodida, Ixodidae.